Malaya genurostris is the source of this 2208-nucleotide messenger RNA. RefSeq names its product organic cation transporter protein. Gene Ontology annotation, biological process: transmembrane transport. Gene Ontology annotation, cellular component: membrane. The record is from RefSeq and is a predicted model, not a curated record. The coding region runs from base 418 to 1929 and encodes 503 amino acids. The transcript is spliced from 4 exons. Lineage: Eukaryota; Metazoa; Arthropoda; Insecta; Diptera; Culicidae. Gene Ontology annotation, molecular function: transmembrane transporter activity.
CUGAACUCGAACACAACUGGACCGUCAACUAGCUAGCUGCAUCGUGCUGUCGCCAAUCUGCAUCGGUGCAGUCGGCUUGGUGAAGCUAGCAGAAGACCAGUGUACCACCGUCGUAAGCGGUCAACCCGAAAUAAAGCUGGAGUGAGUGUCGCGCCACUGGCAGUGAAGUUUUCGAUCUAUCUUGUUCUUAUGCAUUUACCCAGUAGUGAAGGUCGGCUCACUCCACUGAUCUGGGCGGAGAGAGAUUUCUGUGUUAUUCAUUAGCUUGAAACGAAAGUGAGAGUACAUGAACGGCAUUAUUACCGGGUCAGUGAAUAGAGUUGGGUUAUAAAACUAAGCAGUUUUCGAUCUUUGUGAAGCUAUUAGGCUUCUCCCUGGAGUGAUUAUUCGGAAGUUGAUCGAGUGGAAAUAGAUAAAAUGACAGCAGUACCGGAAGCGAAAAAGAGCGAUUCCAAAUGGAACUUGGAUCCGGUGCAGAAGGCCAUGGGCCAGCUAGGAUGGUGGCACAUUAUGGUCUGUGCGGUGGUUUUUCCGCUGAAAUUUCCGGUGGCCUGGCAUCAGAUGGGAAUUAUCUUUCUGGGUGCGUCCAUGAAUUAUACCUGCUCCUCCAACGUAACCCUGGAACGAUGCUCGGACGAGUGCACCAGUUGGGAGUACGACACAAGCGUGUUCGAGUCGACCAUCCAGAGCGAGUGGGAUCUGGUGUGCGAGAAGGCUCAUCUGACGAACCUAUCCCAGACGAUAUUCAUGUUCGGAAUUCUGGUUGGCGGUGUGAUGUUUGGAACACUAGCUGAUAAAUUCGGACGACGACCUCCUUUGGUUGUUGCAGUUAUGAUACAGCUUGUUUCAGGCGUUGCCACCGCUUACAUUCCAUGGUUUUGGGGAUUCGUUGUCCUACGAUUCAUAACCGCUGUGGCCACCGGUGGCACUAUGGUUACUAGUUUCGUACUCAUCAUGGAGAUCAUCGGCCCGAAAUGGCGAGAGUUGUUCUCAGUUCUCUACCAGAUCCCGUUCAACUUGGGACAUCUCACAUUGGCAUUGUUUGCCUAUUUUCUGCGUGAUUGGCAUCAAUUGCAGUUUGGUCUCAGCAUCUACUCUAUAUUGCUUCUCUCGUACUAUUGGCUUGUGCCCGAAUCACCCCGAUAUCUUUUCACCUCUGGUGACACAGACGGGGCAGUACGGGUCCUGGAGAAGGCUGCAAAAUGUAACAAACUUCCAACGGAGAAUAUUCAAAGCGAUUUGAAUCAGUACGCGAAAGUUAAGAACACCGGAUCAGUAUCCAAAGGAAAUGUAAUUGACCUGUUCAGGACACCAAACAUGCGUGCAAAGUCAUUAUUCAUGUGUUUCAACUGGUUCGUUUGCGGAUUGGCCUUCUUUGGGGUUGCACAGUAUGUUGGACAUGCUGGUGGCAACAUCUACGCGAAUGUGGCGAUAGGAGCGGCAUUGGAACUCCCAGGAACCGUCUUCUGCAUAUACAUGAUGAAAGCGUAUGGUCGUAAGAAGACAUUGAUAAUUUCCAACACUUUGACUGGGCUUACAAUGUUGGCGAUUGCUUUCGUACCAGAAAGUGUAACUUGGGUAAAUGUUGGCCUGGCAUCUGUAGGUCUCAUUGGUAUGAGCAUAUCAUUCCCAACGGUUUACCUGUACGCUGGCGAGCUUUUCCCUACGGUGGUCCGAAACGUCGGCAUCGGCACCGCUUCGAUGAUUGCUAGAAUCGGAUCGAUGCUGGCUCCAUUCGUAGCGGGCAUGGGUGUUAUUGCCCACUGGUUGCCUCCGGUAAUAUUCGGUCUUACACCACUGGUAGGAGCUUUGUUUGUAUUUUUCCUGCCCGAAACGAAGGGUGCACCGUUGCCGGAAACCAUCGAGGAUGGCGAAAACUUUGGUAAGCGACCGAAGGACCCGGAGACUGUUGAGGAACCAAAGUUCUGAGAAAUUUCCGAGUUCGGACACCAUUUCGAGUAGCAACACGCGCGCCUUCGAACGACAGCGGCUUCCGUGAUCCUGCCUUACGAAUCGUUUGUCUUCGUGAUGCUUCGUUUCGUUUUUAAUACAAUUUUCUUGUACUGAAAUUUUGACAUGUUAAAAGUGUCCUAUUUGUAUGCGUACAAAACACGAUCUGUAGAAUGAUCUAAUGCCAAAAACAAGUUAAUAUGCGAAUGAUAUUUUUGUGUAAGUUUUUGAAAAAUAAAUGAUAACAAUUUUUAGAAA